Molecule: messenger RNA, 932 nt
Organism: Saprolegnia parasitica CBS 223.65
Lineage: Eukaryota; Oomycota; Saprolegniomycetes; Saprolegniales; Saprolegniaceae
Exons: 4
Coding region: 77-913 (278 amino acids)
Cellular component (GO): membrane
Source: RefSeq, a predicted model, not a curated record
AACCGAGCCAGCACGGAGGUUGAAUGACGAGGCCCAUUGCUAGGGGCGCCGUUGACACACGAGUCUAUUUCUUAAAAUGGCUCCCGUCGACCAUGCGCAAUCACGCGCCUUCCAAGCCGCGUACAAGAUCUUCUACCCUCUCUACGUGCGCUUCUACGACUGGCACCUUGAAGGUCAAGAGAACAUUCCCAAGACAGGGCGCUUACUUUACGUCGGCUACCACUCGAUCCACAACCACGACCUCUUCCCAAGCGCAGCAGGCAUCUACGCGGCGACGGGCGACCUCCCCUGUGCCCUUGUGCACACCGUGGUUAUGUUCUUCUUAGGUCCCAUCCUGCGUCCAGUGGGGGGUAUCGCCGGCACGCAAGCCAAUGCGAUCGCCAUGUACAGAGCAGGACACAACUGCAUGUGCAUUCCUGGCGGCGGCGAAGAAGCCAUGCAAGGCUUUGAGUCUGCGUACACGCUCCUCUGGAAGAGCAGCUCGGGCCGCGACCGCCGCGGCUUUGCCAGACUCGCACAGCACGUUGGCGCAACGAUCGUGCCGUACGUGACGCGCAACGGCGAAGAAAUGUUCUUCAAUGUGCUCGGGUACAUGUGGAAUCUGCUGGGGCUCUCGCGCGCGUAUGCAGCGCUCACGUCGGCGACGCCGAUGCCGUGGCGCUGGUUUCUCAUCCACUUGCGCAUGUACACGUGGUUCGUGGUCUGGACCUUCUGGAGCCUGCCCGUGCCGGUCCGCGCCGGCCUCGUCUUUGGCGAGCCCAUCGUGCCGCGCGACGGCGAGUCGGAUACUGAGCUUGCCGAGCGCACCAAGGCCAGUCUCCAAGCGCUGCUCCACCGCGUCAACCCGGGCGGCGUCAGCUACUGGCGCGGGCUUCUCCAGCGCCAUCACGCGACCAAGGCCUCGAUCUACUAGAGAAGGAUUAUACUUUACG